This is a messenger RNA of Mugil cephalus (flathead mullet), 4787 nucleotides long. It is a transcript of the gene cds2, whose product is annotated as CDP-diacylglycerol synthase (phosphatidate cytidylyltransferase) 2. The transcript is spliced from 13 exons. The record is from RefSeq and is a predicted model, not a curated record. Lineage: Eukaryota; Metazoa; Chordata; Actinopteri; Mugiliformes; Mugilidae. Gene Ontology annotation, molecular function: phosphatidate cytidylyltransferase activity. Bases 162 to 1523 code for a protein of 453 amino acids. Gene Ontology annotation, cellular component: endoplasmic reticulum membrane.
UCGUGUUUAUUGUGGUGGAGUUGUGGUGAUGAUUACAGGGUUCUUCGAGUGAAGUGUUACUAGAAAAAUCUAGCUGGGGAGCUUAGCAGAAGGUCUGUCAAUCAAAAAAUAAAAACUAGUUUGUGUGUCGGAGCCACAGGAGCUUCGCUGUUGUCGCUAAGAUGACAGAGCUAAGGCACCGUGUGGCCAAAGAGACUGAGCCGACGUUACAACACCAGCCGUCAGAGGACAAGAGUUCAGACAGUGAACUGAAGGUGGAAAAGGACGGGGUGUCAGACAGCGAGUCCAAGGGAGAUCAAGGGGUCCCAGAGGUUCCUGUCCCUCCCGAUGACACCCCCGUGGUUCUAAACAAAGCCUUGUCUGGACUGUCAUCCAGAUGGAAGAACUGGUGGGUACGAGGCAUCCUCACACUAGCCAUGAUCUCCUUCUUCUUCUUCAUCAUCUACCUGGGCCCAAUGGUGCUCAUGAUGAUCGUCCUCUGUGUUCAGAUCAAGUGCUUCCAAGAGAUCAUCACGAUCGGUUACAGUGUGUAUCACUCCUACCACCUGCCCUGGUUCAGGACGCUGAGCUGGUACUUCCUGCUAUGUGUUAACUACUUCUUCUAUGGUGAGACUGUGACAGACUACUUCUUCUCCCUGGUGCAAAGAGAGGAGCCCCUUCGCAUCCUCAGCAAAUACCACCGCUUUAUCUCCUUCGCCCUCUACCUCACAGGUUUCUGUAUGUUUGUGCUGAGUUUGGUGAAGAAGCAUUACCGCCUUCAGUUCUACAUGUUUGGCUGGACUCAUGUGACUCUGCUGAUUGUGGUGACUCAGUCUCACCUUAUCAUUCACAACCUGUUUGAAGGGAUGAUCUGGUUCAUUGUGCCCAUUUCCUGUGUGAUCUGUAAUGACAUUAUGGCUUACAUGUUUGGCUUCUUCUUCGGCCGAACGCCACUCAUCAAGCUGUCACCUAAGAAGACAUGGGAGGGAUUCAUUGGUGGACUCUUCUCCACUAUUGUUUUUGGCAUAAUGCUGUCCUACGUCAUGGCCGGCUACCGCUACUUUGUGUGUCCAGUGGAGUUCAACAACGACUCCAACAGCUUCCAGGUGGACUGUGAACCGUCAGAUCUCUUUCAGCUCCAGGAGUACGCCCUGCCCGGCAUCCUGGAGUCUGUCACUGGAUGGACAACAGUUCGCCUCUAUCCGUUCCAGAUCCACAGCAUUGCCCUCUCCUCUUUCGCCUCCAUCGUGGGACCCUUUGGCGGCUUCUUUGCCAGCGGCUUCAAAAGAGCUUUUAAGAUCAAGGACUUCGCCAACACUAUCCCAGGUCAUGGUGGCAUCAUGGACAGGUUUGACUGCCAGUACCUCAUGGCCACGUUCGUUAACGUCUACAUCGCUAGUUUUAUCAGGGGCCCAAACCCCUCCAGGGUGAUCCAACAGCUCCUGGCCCUCCGUGUGGAUCAGCAGCUCCACAUCUUCAAUUCCCUGAAGGCUCACCUGAUGGAGAAAGGCCUCCUGCCAGCCCUGGAGGAGGCGGCCGCCUAGAGCCACGUACAGCAGCUCGCCGUGAGGUGGGGGGACGGAGGCAGAGGGCAGCCCCCAGGGGCUCGGUGCAGGCCCGGAGCUCUGGGGGACUGGCAGCGCUGUGUGUGAGCAAGAACACAUCCACAAAAACAAAACUACAAAAAACAAACAAAAAAAAAAAACCCGACAGCCUUGGGUCAUUCCGUUUGAUUUGGUCACGAGAGUCGUGUUUGUUCAUCCGGUCUGUGAAACUUGUUUCUGACACCAGUGUUUUCAGGUUGAGUUUGUGAAUUACUGUACUGUACACAUUUCCAUUAUAGCCAGCUUCUAUCUAUUAACACUGUUAAACAAAAUGUUGGUCAACUGUGCAUUUCUACCUGUUUGCAGGAUAACCUCUAUAUACCUAUUAAUGUGUGUUAAUAUUUAAUUAUUAUUUUUUAUUUGAAUGCACUGCUCUCAGCCCUGUUACUUCAGCUCCCCUCCAAGGUUCAGUUUUAAUUUCCUUAGUUGUGAUUAUUUCUAUUUAUACAUAGAUGGUUUUUAUAUUUGCUAUGUUCUAUUAUAUCUUAAUGAUGUGUCUCUUUUAUUUGGGCUGAUUUCACCUUUGCCAGAUGCCAUGUUCAUUUGUGUUGCCGCUGUUUUUUUGUGUCUUUUUUUUUUUUUUUUUUUUUUUUUAAUCGCCUUCCAUCGUUUCAAAGCCUCUCAUGCUUGGCCGCAUCAUUGAAUCACGUGAUAUAUAUACAUAUAUAUUUAUAUAUAUAUUCAUCAGAUGAACAACUAAAUUACACUGAAGUAUUUGGGUUUGGACCACGCUUAAUCCAACCUGUUAGUUCCCAACGGUUUGCGGUUUGGAAAUGCUACAAGCUUUUUUUUAAGAUGAUUGAAGAGAUUACUGAAAACCAGUGCAACAAACUCCAGCCCCUGUUUUUAGCACAUCGGCCACAGCUUCUUGUAGCUGCUGUGUUUAGCAGAAACAGAAAGGUUCAUUUUUGUCUCUUAACAUGGAGCCUGUUUCUGAUUUCACAUGUGUUGAGUGAGGGGGCUCAGUAGUUGUGACGGUACAUGUAGAGCACAGCGAUGGUUUCUACGGCAACAUGGCCUUCGUCUCUGGUGUGACCUGGACGUGUUUGAGGCUUCAGAGCAAAACCACUGCCUAUGUUACUAUUCUAGUAAAACCUUUGUUGUAAAUUGGCCUGUUGUGUACAUGUUUGUUCAGACUGGGCUUUGUUCAUAUAAUGUUCAUUUCCAGGUGUUUUACAGUAAAAUUCUUUGUUAUUUAUGCCAAUCACAAGUGUGUGUUGGAUCUGUUGGUUAAAAUAUAUAAGCUGAAGCUUCUUCACUGCUGGGUUCCUUUGCCUUUUUCUUUUUUUUUUUUGUCCUGUCGUCUGUACUAAUUUCAUACACGGUGUGUAGUUACAUUGGCGGGUGUUUUAAAAAGUGUCAUAGGAAGUAUUAAUCAGUAUUUUGUGUGGAAGUCUGAGCUUCUAAAAUGCAGUUUGUCAAGUUGAACUCUUUCUCUAAAAGUGAACUCUUGCAGUAGUUCUUUGUUUUUCCGGAUUAGGUUUUCUGCAAAGUCUUAUUCAAAUUUGCCUUUUUUUUUUCACCUCUGAUUGAACCAUUGACUCCAUUUGAACUCAGUCCUAGUGAGUUGUUGAUAAAUUGCAACAUGCAUCGGUUAGAAGAGUUUUUCUGUAAUCCUUUCAGAAGCAAAUUAAGCUUUCAAGUAGAUGCCAAAAGGCUCAAUGAUCUGUAAAUGAAUUUAAGCCGUUGUGGAGAUAUGGUGCUGUAGAAAAUGUAUUUGGACCUAAUCCUCCAAAAAAAAAAAAAAUCAUUAAUAAACCAAUCAGCACUAUUUUUGCACAUUUCAUUAUUUUGUUUCUAUGAGACCUGUCCUUGUCAGUGAAGCCAGAUGAAGUGUGUGCAGGUUGAAUAAAGGUGCACUCGUUAUUUAAUGAGAAAGCAGCAAUAUGAACAUUCAUACAGUAGUCAGUGUAGCAGGGAUGUGAAGGUCAGUACUGUGUGAAGCGUCUGUGCUGCCUUUAAGAAACGACCUGUAUCUGUGCUGUUUUCUGUGUGCGGUAAAUUAGAGCUUCACAGAAUCUUUGUGAAAUGAGUUGCCCACCAUAAAUCUCCUCUAAUCACAUACUGUCCUCAAAGUAUUACCUAUAUUUUAAGCAAAUGACUGGAUUUAGCUUUUACGUCAUUGUGGCUGUUACUUUGAAAGACUUUUUUUUUUUUUUAAUCAUGAAAUGAACCUCAUCAUGGCUUUACAUUUUGUCCCUAUAUUUCAAUGCCGUUCAUAUUUUUAUCGAUGCCAAUCCAUUCGUGAGGUUUGUGUGACAUCCAGCCAGUCUUAAUUUUGUCUUUCUUGAAACUAUUUAUUUUAUCCACUAAGGAAAUCAAACCUUUUCAAAGUUAUUAUAUUGUACAUUUAUUAAGAAGAUGUUUAGGAACAUGUUGAGUGUCCUUUAGUAUUUUUUGCCAUAGAGAAAAGAGUAUUGAGAUAGCAGAGAAGUAUUUUUCUUUCUGUAACUUAAGUACAGUUGGAUGUUUCUAGCCUCCUCCUAGCUAGCUGUCGUGUGUCAGCUUCUGCAACACAGAGCAAGUUCAAUCAAGGUGGACACUUGUUAUUUGUGGAUUUUUUAUUUUAUUUUAUUUAAUUUUUUUCCAAAAAGCAGAAAAGCAGAAUGAGAACUGGUGUCGAUAUCCUUUUUUUUUUUUUUCCAGUUUGCAGCUGUGUACUGCCAUUUCUCUGGCGGGUUUUCCACACGACCACUAGAGAGAGCUGGAGCUCGUGUGCUUGGCCCAUGUCGACUGUACCACUGAUGCAGGAACGACUUUGUUACUGCUGCUUGAUACAUUCCAAAUAAUUUUAGAUUUGCUCACGAAGACACAGAAUAUAACAUACCACUAAUAAAUAAAACAAGAAACCUGACGUUUUUUUUUUUUUUUUUUUUUUGAAGGCACUUAGGGUUUACAUCUGUGCCAUUUUUAAUCAACACGGUGCCACUUUGCUGUCAUGCAUCCUGUCCAGCCAGGAGAAAAGGAAUGUAUGGGAGUUGUGACUGUCCCACACUGUAGGCUCCCCUUUGUGGACAAUUUUAUUUUGUGCUUAUAGAGUCUCUUACAAAGCUAUAAGGUUUCAGUAUGUAAUUAUGGAAUUAAGUGCAAUGGUUUGUGUUCAGUUGUACGUUGUCUAGAGAAAAGAUGUUCUUUGAUGCUGAAAUGUGCUUCGCCUUGUUUCACAGUAAAAUAAAGAUAUUUAAAAAAAAAAAAAUAACAACA